AUGUCUAAAUCACCAAACAUUGAAUAAGAAACUGACAAUCUUCCCGAAGAAGACGUAAUAAACAACGAAAACCAAAACAAUGACAUAAAUUUUUCCAACUAAAACCUCGAUGAAUAAGAUAUUCAAGAAUACGAAAAUCAAUUAGGAAUAACUUCCAAAUUAACUAAAUCAGAAAAAAUAAUAUAAAAAAAAUAAUGGCAAAAAUUUCAACAUCUAACAGGUUUAGAAAUAACAAACAAUCUAGUAUGUGAUUUAGAAGAUCACAAUAACGAGAAAAUUCUUUUUAUUUGCAAAAACCCAUAUUGUGAGGCUCCUCGUAGAUUAUGUUGCGGAUAUUGCAACGAAUUGCAUUCAUAACAUCAAAAAUAAUUAAAUAAACUAAUAUCUUUUAGAGAAAAUACAUUAGAAGCUCGUAUAAAACUAUAAAACUCACUUGCAGAUUUUACCUAAUUCGAUAAAAAAAGUUUAAUAUAAAACUAAUUAUUGCAACUAAUAAAAAAUAAAUAAAAAUAACUAUCGUUAUAAUUCGAAAGAUUCCUCAAAACACAAUAUUUGACUCUUUUAAAAUUACUAGACGGCGCAACUGAAAAUUACAUGUUCGAAGAAAUGGAAAUAUUAAAAUAUGUGGGCAGUUUCCACGAAAAAGUAGAAUUUAUUUUUUCCCAAAAAUGGGGUGAUUUAGAUAAAGAAAAGUCAUGA
Messenger RNA from Ichthyophthirius multifiliis, 699 nucleotides. RefSeq lists its product as hypothetical. The record is from RefSeq and is a predicted model, not a curated record. The transcript has a single exon. NCBI's taxonomy places the organism in Eukaryota, Ciliophora, Oligohymenophorea, Hymenostomatida.